AGCGACAAAGGCUUGUUUGCGCACAUGAAAUACUUUCAACUUCAAUUAGUUGACAUCACUGCGGAGCAACAAAGAACCUUUUUGAGACAAGUACUUGAGCAAGAGAAAACUGAUACAGAGCAUUUUGUGCAAAAAGAAUUGAAUCACAAGUAAUGUCUCAUGAUGUCAAAAAAACUGAACCUAAAUUUAGAAGAGAUGAAUUUGAAUUACUUUCACAACAACCAGAGCAAGUUUAUAUUAGACCACUGGAUUCAUCUGGGAAUAGACCAGUGGAAGAAUCUGCGGAUAGGUCAAUAGAUUUAUCUGAGGAUAGAUCAGUAGAUUCAUCUGGGGAUAGAUCAGUGGAUGCAUAUAAGGAUGUAGCAGUGGAUUCAUCUGAAGAAAGAUCAGUGAAUUCAUUUGGGGAGAGAUCAGUUGAUCCUUCUGAAGAAAGACCAGUGGAUCCAUCUGGGGAUAUAUCUGUAAAUUUAUCUGGGGAUAGAUCAGUAGAUCCAUCUGAAAAUAGAUCAGUGAAUUCAUUUGGGGAUAGAUCAGUUGAUCCUUCUGAAGAAAGACCAGUGGAUCCAUCUGGGGAUAUAUCUGUAAAUUUAUCUGGGGAUAGAUCAGUAGAUCCAUCUGAAAAUAGAUCAGUGAAUUCAUCUGACGUUACACCAGUUGAUGUUCCUGCAUCCCUUUUAGAUGUAGAAACAUUCACUGCAAGACCUCAAAACAGCCUCGCAAAUAAUCUGAUGACCUUUAUAAUGGUUUUGUUUAUCGUUGGAAUUCUACUGAUGCUCAUAUUGUUACCUUUGAGUUUAGCUGAUUUAGAAUAUUAUGAGAUGGGAUUUGUAAAGAACAAAAUUACUGGCAGCGUGGACACUGAGAAAGUUUAUUAUGGUGGCAGACAUUUCAUCGGACUUGCAAAGACAUUUAAAAUAUUUCCUUUUAAUUUACAUACUGAAAGAUUCCCGAAGGUUUCUAUAUACAAUAAAGAAAAGAUCGAAGUAACUUUGAAUUGUUCACUUCAGUACGCAUUAAAAAGUGAGGAUUUACACUUGCUGCAUGAUAUUUAUGAUGUUUCAUAUAGACCUGUUUUCAGAGCAGUCAUACUUGCUACUAUCAAGGGAGCUGCAACACAAUAUACAAUAGAAGAAUACAGGCUGAAGAGGAGAGUAGUGGAGCAAGGUCUUUCAGAUGAUGUUGCUAAAUCUUUGGGUGGCAAUUGUUGUCCUCCAAACUGCAGUAAUAACGAAUGCAAAGAUUGCAUACCACACAAAAACUGCAGUGCGAACGAAAAAGGAUUAUUCGCUUCUUUAAAAUACUUUCAUCUACAACAUAUCUCCAUCACUAAACAGCAGGAAAGCAUUUUUUUGCGACAAGUUCUCGAGCAAGAGAAGAAACACACUGAAGUGUACAUCCAACAAGAAAUGUUAAUGCGUAAGAGAACUGACGAAAAGCGAAUUGCUAUCGAAAUGCUGACUAAAGAAUUGUCGCAAGUCGCUGUAGCCAGGAGCAGUUUGAUCACGUCCAAGGCUCAGGUUGCGGCCGAAGCUAGACUGAACGCAGCUAGAAACCAUGGCUUGAAUCUUGUAUACUCUGCUUUGAAUAUCAGUAAAGAAGAAAAAAAACUGUCGUUCGACUAUCUCCGGACUUUAACAGACUCUACAAAAGCCAAGUUAUUUUUAGAUUUUCAAUAUAUGGUAGCGGAGCCAUAACUAGCAGAUUCAUGUACCGAAAAAACUCGAAUGAAAAUUAAAUGCGAAAAUUUGAAGAAUUUAAACACCUUCUUGAACUAAAACUUUUUUGAAUUAAGGCCGCUUUUAUAAAGACCCUUCAAUUAACACCCCUUAAAUAAAAAUCUCUUUAAAUGAAAGCCUUUAUCAGAGUAUUAAAAAUUUUUUUUAUAAGUUUUGUGAUGUUCGUAAAUCUUUUAAAAACAUUAAUCUUGCUGGUACACCAUGGAAUAGAUUGUUUUGCAAGAAACACCCAAGUAAAAGUUUAACCUGGUGCCAAAGUCGUAGCGCUUACUGGACGACGCCGGCAUCAAUGUCAAAAACGCAAAUACCCCUGGGGACGAGGUUGGGGCAUGAAGCGCGUAGCAUAACUUUACUUUGGUAUGCAAUCGAGUUAUGAAAUUUUGUGACUUUUCCUAACUUUUGAUGAGAAAAAUUGCGUUUUUCUGACGGGUGUAAUUUUUUGUAAAUUUUAUUCGUAUGAAAAUAUAAAUAUAGUGUAAAAUUGAUUCACAUAGAAAUAUAAAUAUAUUUGUAAAAUUGCAUGUAUGAAUUUUUAAGAUGUUUUAUUGGCAAUGUAGUUAUUUGUUACAUAAAUAGGACCCAUAUAAGGAAAUAUAUGGGUCCUGGAGAUAAAAUAGAGACCGGAUUUUAAGGAAAUAUCCUGCGAAAUGACGUCAUUUCUAA
Messenger RNA from Hydractinia symbiolongicarpus, 2399 nucleotides. RefSeq lists its product as uncharacterized. The coding region runs from base 153 to 1694 and encodes 513 amino acids. The transcript has 5 exons. The record is from RefSeq and is a predicted model, not a curated record. NCBI's taxonomy places the organism in Eukaryota, Metazoa, Cnidaria, Hydrozoa, Anthoathecata, Hydractiniidae.